AUGGACGAUAGCGCCUCCAGUACCACCACGCCCUCCAAACGGCCUCAUUACCGCAUCGGCGGGCUGUCGAAUUUCAUCCCCCUGAAUGAAGAGACCGCUGGCGUCUCAACACGGGGCCAGCGCCUGCCCAGCUUGAUACAGUCGCGCUCCAACGCCUCGCUGUUCACCCUUCCGCGCCGCCCGCGUUCCGAGCGACGAGGCUCAUUCCACAGUCACCAUUCCACCGAGGAUGAAGAGCAUGGGCUUCUGGAAGACCAAGAACCGUUGGCUAAAAGAUGGUCUCACGUCACCGAGAUCGAUGCCAGGCGCAUGUCUCUGGGCCCCGAGAUUCUCAUGACGCCUCAGAUGCGCAGCAUGCGCCUGAUUGGGAACAGCAAUCCCAGAUACAAAUGGCAGCGCUACUACAAGACCGAGGAGGAGCUCAAGCGGAUGGCCAAACCCAUCCGGAAAUACUACGAGCGCAACAACUUCCUGGUCUCGCAAUACCUUUACAUCGAUCGCCUGCUGGACUCGUCGCUGCCGCACAAUCUCAUCCAGGAGUACAAUGCGGUUGGGUCCAAUGGAAACAUCAACAAGAUGAAUACAAUCAACGAGGAAUCCACCUCCAAUCCGCCUAACUCGAUUACACCGACCAGCGCAACCUCUCCGGCCAUUCCGCCGCAAGAAGCAAAGCUGAAGCGAACCCCCAAGAACCUGUACAAACUCCCCGACGAGGCCACUCCAUUACUGAGCAGCGACGAUGUAUUCGAUGACGCUCCAGACGAACCCUUUCCCGACAUUAAAUAUGACGAGGAUGAAAACGUUGAUUCCGACAGUCCCAUCGUGACCCUCGCCAUCUACAUUAACCUGACUGCAAACAUCAUUCUCCUCGCAGCCAAGAUCGCUGUUAUCGUCAUGACGUCCUCGCUUUCCGUCCUCGCCUCCUUGGUCGAUGCAGCCCUUGACUUCCUUUCUACGGCCAUCGUCUGGAUCACCACCCGCAUAAUCUCCCAACAAGAUCAAUAUGCCUAUCCGGUCGGUCGUAGGCGCUUGGAGCCAGUUGGCGUUUUGGUCUUCUCCAUCAUCAUGAUAACCUCAUUUUUCCAGGUCCUCCUAUCCUGUUUCAACCGCCUACUCUCCGACGAUCACACCGUUGUCGAACUUGGCAUCCCCGCCAUCGCGAUCAUGCUCAGCACCGUCAUCAUCAAGGGAUUCUGCUGGUUCUGGUCCCGACUGGUAAAGAACUCUUCUGUGCAGGCGCUCGCCCAGGACGCCGCGACGGACGUUGUGUUCAACACGUUCUCCAUUAUCUUCCCUCUAAUAGGGUUCUACCUGCAGAUCUGGUGGCUCGAUGCGCUGGGCGGUCUCCUGCUCUCUUUGUACGUGAUAUUCAACUGGUCCAAAACUUCCUCGGUACAUGUGCGCAACCUUUGUGGCGCCGCCGCAACCGCCGAUCAGCGGAACGUCCUGCUCUACUUGACCAUGCGCUUCGCCAAGACCAUCAAGCAUAUCCAGGGCCUACAAGCAUACCACGCGGGUGACAAGCUUAAUGUCGAGGUGGACAUUGUCCUCGACGAGAACAUGAGUCUUCGCGACAGUCAUGACCUGGGCGAGAGUCUGCAGUAUGUGCUGGAGAGUGUCCCCAUCGUGGAUCGUGCGUUUGUCCAUGCGGACUAUGCCGAUUGGAAUUUGCCGAGUCAUAUGAAUCAACAGGGCUGA
Messenger RNA from Exophiala aquamarina CBS 119918, 1698 nucleotides. RefSeq lists its product as uncharacterized. The transcript has a single exon. Gene Ontology annotation, molecular function: monoatomic cation transmembrane transporter activity. NCBI's taxonomy places the organism in Eukaryota, Fungi, Ascomycota, Eurotiomycetes, Chaetothyriales, Herpotrichiellaceae. Gene Ontology annotation, biological process: monoatomic cation transport; transmembrane transport. Gene Ontology annotation, cellular component: membrane. Bases 1 to 1698 code for a protein of 565 amino acids. The record is from RefSeq and is a predicted model, not a curated record.